AUGUACAAUCGAGUGCUCUGGCUUUUCAUACAUCUUGUGCGCAUACUGCUGAUUUUAGUCACUAAUAAUACAAUCCUUGAGGAGAAAUGUCGUACAACAUUUGCUUUGAAUCAACUGCAUAUAACCUCGAAAGAAAUGGAACGUGCAAUCAAUCGGUUUUUACUGAAGCUAAUGGUUCAUCAGUCUCCAGUGUUGUUCUGUGGAAUUAUAGAACUUGAUUUAUUCGUGGUAUGCGGUAUUGUUGGCGCUGUGACCAACUACUUCAUAUUUCUUGUACAAAUCGAUUUGGGCACUACAACAAUAUCGGAUUUCAAUAUCACAGAUACACCAACAAAUAAUCGUAAUAUUUAA
Messenger RNA from Bactrocera oleae (olive fruit fly), 351 nucleotides. The record is from RefSeq and is a predicted model, not a curated record. NCBI's taxonomy places the organism in Eukaryota, Metazoa, Arthropoda, Insecta, Diptera, Tephritidae.